This is a messenger RNA of Cetraspora pellucida, 1368 nucleotides long. The record is from the annotation of a GenBank genome assembly. Lineage: Eukaryota; Fungi; Glomeromycota; Glomeromycetes; Diversisporales; Gigasporaceae.
AUGAACCCGUCUCCUUCUUUGUCAGUUCACAAAAAAGAUAUUCAAUUCCUCGCGCAGGAAACUACAACUUUGAUUGUAAAAAAUUUACCAAACUUACCAGAAUCCGAUUUACUCAAAUUCUUGAAAAACUUUGGACCACAAGAUAUCCGUCUUGGAAGAACUCAACAGUUGAAAAAUUCGGCUUUUUUGGAUUUUCCUGAUCGGGCCUUAGCUUCGACCGCAUAUUCUAAAUUUCAAGAAUUAGAUGAUAUUGGAGGCAAGAAAAUUCGUGUAGAAUAUGCAUCACCUAGCAAGGAGGCUUUAAAAAAGAAGGCUAAUGGCGAUUCAGUAAAUAAUUCUGGUGAUAUUAAGCAAAACGAUACAGCAGUACCACAUUUACCACCACCGCCACCUGUUCCACCAAUACCCGGAUCUCAGGCAGAGCCAAUUGCCCCUUCACUUGGAUUUAAUUAUCCACCUGCCCCAACACUUCAUUAUCGUUAUCCACCACCAACAGUUGAAAUCCUUUAUAACAUUAUGAACGCAAUAGCAGCAGUACCCAAAUUGUAUACGCAAGUAUUGCAUCUAAUGAAUAAAAUGAACUUACCACCACCAUUUAAACCAGUGGUUCCUGAAUCUGUACCGCCACUACUACAACAACAUUUGUCUGAUUUGCAAAAUACUGAUGAUAAUAGUAAGAAACGUAAAAAGCGAGACGAAUUAUUGUCAGACGAUGAAUCAGAAAUCGAUAGUGAGGAUGAAGAGCAGGGGGACGUGAGAUCAAAAAAGAAGGCUAAGUCAACGGCCAAUGUGUUUAGUGCAAUUCCAUUAGUACUUCCAAUUGCCACUACCGAUAAUCCAUAUGUAAAUCCGUUAUCGACUGCAGAUUCAGCAUUUAAUUUAGAAACUAAUCAAUUGGUUUCAGAUUCAACAUUUAGCUUAGAAACUAAUCAAUCGACUGCAGAUUCAGCAUUGAAUUUAGAAACUAAUCAAACUAAUCCACCGGAACCACUUAAUUGUAUCUCAAUUGAAGAUAUUAAUUCCAACAAAAUGCCAAUCGAAGAACUACAAAAGAUACCCGCCAUGAAAAAUUAUUCAGCUGGAGAUCCCACAAAUACUCUAUAUAUAAAAAAUUUAUCCCAGAGGAAAAUUGAGGAUAAAGAUUUGGAAUAUCUUUUUGGCAGAUAUUUUCAAUCACGUUCAGAAAUGGAAAGUCAGUUGGGAAUUCAAUUAUUGAAAGGACGAAUGAGAGGGCAGGCAUUUAUAAAACUUCCUAGUCUAGAAAUAGCAACACAAGCCUUAACCGAAUUUCAUGGUUACAUGCUACAUAAUAAACCCAUGAUUAUACAAUUUAGUAAAGGAUCUGCGGAAACAAACAAGAGUUCCUGA